Syngnathoides biaculeatus (alligator pipefish) is the source of this 3905-nucleotide messenger RNA. It is a transcript of the gene myo1eb, whose product is annotated as myosin IEb. The record is from RefSeq and is a predicted model, not a curated record. Gene Ontology annotation, biological process: actin filament organization; vesicle transport along actin filament. Gene Ontology annotation, cellular component: microvillus; actin cytoskeleton; plasma membrane. The coding region runs from base 289 to 3588 and encodes 1099 amino acids. Gene Ontology annotation, molecular function: ATP binding; actin filament binding; microfilament motor activity. NCBI's taxonomy places the organism in Eukaryota, Metazoa, Chordata, Actinopteri, Syngnathiformes, Syngnathidae. The transcript is spliced from 28 exons.
UGUCGAGGAGGGUGAGGAGGCGUGGCCUUACCUGUCCACACCUGCACGACUUUCGGUCUGGCUCCAAAGUAACUCCGCUGUGUGGACUCUUGUGGGCCCAUGUGGACUCAUCUGCUCUGGGGUGUCUUGUGAAUCAUCGACAACUUUUCAGGGAGCGAGAGCAGCAAACAUGGCCGUAAGAGGUACUUUCUCAGCUCGGCCUUCUGGAGGAUGGACUUGAUGUCGGUCUCGCACUUCAAUGUCCUGAGAGCGUGUCGUCCCCGGUCCACAGGAAGUUGAAGCGUCUCCAUGGUUGACGACGGAAGCAAGGAGCGCUAUCAUUGGCUGGCUCACGACGUGAAGGUGAGCGGCGUGGACGACAUGGUGCUGCUGUCCAAAAUCAACGAGGACGCCAUAACAGAGAACCUCAAGAAAAGAUACAUGGAUGACUACAUUUUUACCUACAUCGGACCUGUCCUGAUCUCCGUUAACCCGUUCAAGCAACUUCCGUACUUCACAGACAGAGAAGUGGACCUGUACCAGGGAGCGGCUCAGUACGAGAACCCGCCUCACGUCUACGCGCUGGCCGACGACGUUUACCGCAACAUGAUGAUCGACAGCGAGAACCAGUGCGUCAUCAUCAGCGGCGAGAGCGGCGCCGGGAAGACGGUGGCGGCCAAAUACAUCAUGAGCUACGUGUCCAAGGUGUCAGGGGGCGGAGACAAGGUGCAGCACGUGAAGGACAUUAUCCUGCAGUCCAACCCCCUGCUGGAGGCCUUCGGGAACGCCAAGACAGUCCGCAACAAUAAUUCCAGCCGCUUCGGAAAGUACUUUGAGAUCCAGUUCAGCCGGGGCGGCGCUCCCGACGGAGGAAAGAUCUCCAACUUCCUGCUGGAGAAGAGCCGAGUGGUUUCACAAAAUCCAGGCGAGAGGAACUUCCACAUCUACUACCAGCUGCUGGAGGGGGCAAGCGGGGAGCAGAGGCAAAACCUCGGGGUCACGACCCCUGACUACUACAACUACCUCAACCAAUCGGGAACGUUCACGGUGGAAGAUGUCAACGACAAAAAGGAAUUCUCAGACACCUUGCGCGCCAUGUCCGUGGUGGGCCUGUCCGUGGAAGAGCAGGAUUUGGUUGUUCAGCUGGUGGCGGGCAUCCUCCACCUGGGGAACAUCAACUUCCGCGAGGAGAACAACUUUGCAGUGGUGGAGAGUUCUGACUUUCUGGCCUUCCCGUCCUUCCUGCUGGGGAUCCCUCAGGAUGCUCUGUGCAGCAAACUGACCAGCAGGAUUCUGGACAGCAAGUGGGGCGGGAAGACCGAGUCCAUCUCUGUUACCCUGAACACGGAGCAAGCCUGCUUCACCCGGGACGCCCUCGCCAAAGCCCUCUACAGCCGCCUCUUUGACUUCCUGGUCGAUUGUGUCAACAGAGCCAUGCAGAAGGAUCAGGAGGAGUUCAACAUUGGCGUUCUGGACAUCUACGGCUUUGAGAUCUUCCAGCAAAACGGUUUUGAGCAGUUCUGCAUCAACUUUGUCAACGAGAAGCUGCAGCAGAUUUUCAUCCAACUCACGUUGAAGGCAGAGCAGGAGGAGUACGUUCAGGAGGGAAUCAAAUGGACGCCCAUCGAAUAUUUCAACAACAAAAUUGUUUGUGACCUCAUUGAAUCCAAACUGAAUCCUCCGGGCAUCAUGAGCGUGUUGGAUGAUGUGUGCGCGACUAUGCACGCCAAAGGUGACGGCGCAGACCAGACGCUGCUGCAGAAACUCCAAGGUCAGGUUGGUUCACACGAACACUUCAGCAGCUGGAACAAAGGAUUCAUCGUACACCACUACGCUGGAAAGGUGUCGUACGAUGUCAGCGGCUUCUGUGAGAGGAACAGAGACGUGUUGUUCAACGACAUCAUCGAGCUGAUGCAAGGCAGCGAGUUUCCGUUCAUUACGGCACUGUUUCCGGAAAAUCUGGAUGCCGAGAAGAGAGGACGUCCGACCACGGCCAGCAACAAGAUCAAGAAACAAGCUAACACUCUGGUCCAGACACUUAUGAAAUGUACACCUCACUACAUUCGCUGUAUCAAACCCAACGAGACCAAGCGUCCUCGGGACUGGGAAGAGAACCGAGUGCGACACCAGGUGGAGUACCUGGGCCUCCGUGAGAACAUCCGGGUUCGUCGAGCUGGAUACGCAUAUCGUCGGGUUUUCGACAAGUUCCUACAGAGGUACGCCAUCCUGACUAAGGAGACGUGGCCCACCUGGCGAGGCGACGAGCGUCAGGGCGUCCUGCACCUUCUUAACUCUGUCAACAUGGAGGAGGACCAAUUCCAGCUGGGCAAGACAAAAGUUUUUGUGAAAGCUCCAGAGUCGCUCUUCCUGUUGGAGGAGAUGAGAGAGAGGAAGUACAACGGUUACGCUCGGGUCAUCCAGAAGGCGUGGCGUAAACACAUUGCUGUCCGCAAGUAUGUGAAGAUGAGGGAGGAAGCCUCUGACAUCCUGCUGAACAAGAAGGAACGCCGCAGGAACAGCUUGAACAGGAACUUUGUGGGCGACUACAUCGGGACGGACGUGCACCCGGAGAUCCGUCGGUUUGUCGGCCGCAGAGAGAGGAUCGACUUUGCCGACGUGGUCAUUAAAUUUGACCGCAGGUUCAGGACGGUGAAGCGUGACCUCAUACUAACCCCUAGGUUCUUGUACCUGAUUGGUCGAGAGAAGGUGAAGCAGGGCCCAGAUAAAGGUCAAAUCCAGGAAGUUCUCAAGAGGAAAAUGGAACUCUCCCAUAUCCAGUCUGUUUCCUUGAGUACCCUGCAGGAUGACAUCUUUAUCAUCCACGAACACGAAUAUGACAGCGUCCUCCAGAGUGUCUUCAAGACUGAAUUUCUCAGUCUGCUCAUCAAACGUCAUCACGAAAACACUCAGAGUAAUCUUCCGCUGAAGUUCAACAACCUUCUGGAGUUUAAAGUGAAGAAGGGAGGCUGGGGUCCAUUCACCUCAUCGGGGUCCAGACAGAUCCAGUUUCAGGUGGGUCAGGGGGAUGAGGCAGUCCUGAAACCCAGUGGGAAGGUUCUGACUGUCUCCAUUGGACCGGGUCUCCCCAAAAACUCACGACCUACCAGGAGGGACAACCGUAAGAGUCUCUACCGGGAGAACUGGGCUCCACCCGUCAACCACAAAGACCUUGGUGGUCGCAACGGGGGUGUCGGGACCCAGCGAGGAAGCUCCUCCGGAGGCUCGUUACUGAGGCGGCAGUCCAGCAUGGAGCAGCCCAGUCUUCCCCGCCUCCAGAACCAGCAUCGGCACGACAGCGUCGGCGCAAAGCACGUGGACAUGGGUUUCAUGAACGUCCCGGAACAGGGAGCCGCCGGACUGCAACGUCGGCGUUCCAAGGAGGUGAAGCCGGUCCCUGGAGCGGGUCGUCCUAAACCGGCCCCCAAACCCAAGCCUCGUUCCCCGCAAUGUCGCGCUCUCUACGCUUACGACGCCCAGGACACGGAUGAGCUCAGCUUCAACACGGACGACAUCAUUGACGUUCUCACUGAAGAUCCGUCGGGCUGGUGGUUCGGACGCCUUCGCGGCAGAGAGGGAAUGUUCCCCGGAAAUUAUGUGGAGAAGAUCUAGACGUUGAGGUCAGAGCUCACGGACCAAUCUUUGACUGUUUCCAAAAUGACACCCGUCAGCCAUCACCCCCGCCCCCCCUCGGGCUCACGGGUCGACGCGAGGUCAGCUGGACCUGAAGCAGGCGGGAGUGAUGUGUUGUCAUUGAAACCGGAGAGGAUGUCUUUGCGUACAAGGCUGCAAGUGUUCAUUAACAUUCACGACGAGUGUUAAUUUGUUAUUGUUGUUUGAAUGUGAUGUGAUGUCUCUGUGCAGUGGCAAAGAAAGCAACUAAAAGUCGCUUUCAUUCAAUAAACAAGUUGGAACAAAAGCAGAAUUCU